This is a messenger RNA of Phytophthora nicotianae INRA-310, 4671 nucleotides long. RefSeq lists its product as hypothetical. The transcript has a single exon. The coding region runs from base 1 to 4671 and encodes 1556 amino acids. Gene Ontology annotation, molecular function: protein binding. The record is from RefSeq and is a predicted model, not a curated record. NCBI's taxonomy places the organism in Eukaryota, Oomycota, Peronosporomycetes, Peronosporales, Peronosporaceae.
AUGGCGUUCUUAUUAUUCACGUGGGUGGUGCUUCUUCUCUUAGCUUUCCCAUCAGCGCAGUCUCUUGUGGUGACGGAGGCAAAUUGUUCUAUCGCGGAUGAGGCACAGAAUGCAUCGGUGAGGUUGGAUUGGAACUUAUUUGAUGGCGACGUCACGUACACGAGAGUUUCUCACUCGAGUGAAGCUCUACUAGCAGCUACUUCCUCUUUAUCUGAUCGACUUUUGAUCCUCGGGGGUAUCGAGUACGAGUCCGCUCAACCUGUAGUCGACAGCCCUGUUCUAGUCUACCAUAUCGCCUCCAAUACGUUCCUAAAACCUCAGGACCAAAUCCUCUCGGCCGUGUCUGUAGCGUAUCAAUCUUCUACAAUUGAGACUGUGUUUACGUCCCCAGCAAGUCGAGCUGAACACGCCUCGUUCAUUAACCAAGACGGAGCUGUAUUCAUAUUUGGAGGACGCAGUCGAGAGUUUGUCAACGAUACGUGGCGGGUGUGUGUGGAUUCCAGCUCAACUAACGUGAUUUGGGACGAAUUGGUCACUGCUACUGACGCUACUACCGUCUUAGCGACUCCUGUACCUCGUAUCGGUCAUUCCUUCACCAAAGUAUUCGAGAACAGCACUAUGAUCGGUGCUCUAGUGUUUGGAGGUGUAUCAGAGGCCUACGUAGAGCUGAGUGGAUUGCAUCUAGCCUUUAUUUCCAAAACUUCUUCAGCAGCGUGUACAAACCGAGGACCAAAACUCGUCUGGAGAAUGCUUAAAGCUGGACCAUUAACGGAUAAUGGUCCAGUUCCAACAGCUCGAGCGUAUCAUGCCGCCAUGACAUCGUCGAAGAUCUUCACGUCUUCGAAGCUUAAUUGCUUGAUUGUCCACGGGGGUAAAAGUACCAUCGAAGGAGUGAUUUUCAAUGAACUAUGGAGGUUAUGCCCAUUGAUACCUGUGGUAUCUGUGCCAGUGGAGAGGAUGAACUAUACGUGGGAGCUUCUAACGGAGAUCGGGACGACACCCGGUGCUCGCUAUGGAGCGAGCAUUUCGUUCGUAGAUGAAGGGAAACUCGCUCUCGCUGGAGGUUCCUACACGUUUCCAAGCGAUUUUUUGAGCGACACGUGGGAACUCAACGUGAAUGCGACGCAGUGGAUCCGUCUCUCCUUCUCCGAAGACUACACUCCUCCACGUCGAGGCCACACGCUCUCGUUCUUCUCAACUGCUACACGGCUUUUUCUAUUCGGCGGUAGAGAUCGCUAUGCCGUCGUCAAGAAGAGGAUGCAAGCUGCGUAUUACGGCGCUCCGUUCUGUGCUUUGGGUCUCAAGAUCACGUUUUGUACUACAACGUCCAAGUACGUCUGCAUCGCGUGUCCUGCCGGUUCUUAUCUGGAAAGCGGGUCCCGUAAAUGUCUGCAGUGUCCGCAGGGAACUCUUUCGUCGGCUGGAUCGUCUGAGUGCACGAAAUGUCCAGCUGGGACGUUCAGUACUGAAGUAGGUAAAGACAGCAGUUCGCCUUGCACUUCAUGUCCGUCAGGGACUUUUUCUCAAGCUGUAGGUGCCGUAUCAAGCGCAGCGUGCAUUGCGUGUACAGCUGGCACAUACACGGUAUCCGCUGGAUCAGUUUCUUGCUCGAAUUGUGCGGCUGGAACAUUCUCGAUCGCCAAUGCGUCGACGUGUACGAUGUGUGCUAAAGGCAAAUACAGCGGCGUUGGGGCUGGGACGUGCAGUGACUGUGCUGCGGGUACGUAUGCUCCAAGUACAGGCUCGACUGCAUGUUUCUCGUGUCCAAGAGGAUAUUACAGCAACACUGGCGACGUCGCGUGUUCAGCUUGUUCAGUAAACACUUACAGCUCUGCAGUGGGUGCAUCAGCUUCAGAUUGUCAGGCGUGUCCGUCGUACGCGUUCACAACGUCCUGUGGUCAAAGUUGGUGUAAAAUCUGUCCACCAGGGUCAACGUGGACUGGAAAUGCGUGCCAGUUGUGUAGUAAAGGGUACUACGCAUCGACAGCUACCAAUGGAGCGUGUGUUGCGUGUCCAAAAGGGUCCUACUCUUCGGAUUUUGGCUCAAUUCAGUGUCAAAACUGCCCGACGGGAAUGUUCACGAGCAAUACGGGAGCGACGAACUCAAGCGACUGUCAACUAUGCGCCAGUGGAGCAUUCUUCAAUGGAAUGGUAUGUCAGACUUGCGGGGCUGGAACGUAUCCUGAGCCGAGUGGAUUCUGCUCGCCUUGUGUUCCGGGUAGCUAUAGCUCCGGCGGAGUGGCCAGUUCUGUAGAUACCUCACUUGGUUGCGCUUCCUGUCCGUCGAUGAGUUACAGUGGCGCUGCAGCCACCGGUUGCUCUGCAUGUGCUGACAAUUCUUACUCCAUGGAAGGAUGGAGGGCCUGCGUGUCCUGUACGUCAUCACCCGGUUGCGUUACUGGUCGCAACGGUCUCUUGUGUGCUGGGAACGGAGAUUGUGUGUACGGAGGCUGUUCCUGUUACUCUGGAUGGGUAAGUGGUGAUUGUAGCGUACCCGUCGAUAAUACUGUGUCAACACAAGCAGCAAUCUUGUACUUCCGCGAUGCGCCAUUUCAGCUGGUCAAUAUGUCGUCAUUAAGCGAUAUUCAAGUGAAAGUUGCUCGAUCUGGGACCCUCACCUCACAGUUGCAGGCAGUUAUCACCUGCAGCUCGAGUAAUUUCUCUGUCGGACCGUCGUCGCUGCCCAUAACGCUUGACUUCGCUUCGGGCGAAUCCUUUAAGACCGUCAAAAUCUCGACUGCGCAGCUCUCACCGAGAAACGGAUGUCGAUUUUUCACUUUGGCAUUGAGAGACGUCACCGGAGCAACUACAAGCGCUGUAUCGACCGAUGCGGACAGUGUCUUGACCGUGUAUGUUGACGAUAUGAACGGUGCAUCAGGUGGAGUGACCGGAAGAGCUGUAACUUCGACGUAUUCACGACAGAUCAAUGGUACUGCGAUAGCUGCAGUGACGUUGGAUCGUCUGGUGACGACACAGGUGACGAUUUCUCCUCAGACCGCAGUAUCACUACGAGAUCUUCCCUUGAAUUUGCUGGUUGCUAUCGAUUUCUCCGCUUCUUUUGUCUCUGCCUUCAUCGAUUUGCUGCCUGCGAUCGUCGCUCAGCUUCAAAUUGUCUACCGAGCAGCACCCGAUGGCGUUCGAUUGGGUCUGGUGAAUGGCAUCAAGCCAGCCGCAACAUUUUACACUGAUCUCGUGGACUUCUUUAAUGCUGUUCAAGCGCUCGCUGUAAGUGCAGGGAAUACUUUCGUUGAUUGGGACUGGAUAGCAGCAGGUUUAGUGGCUGGGUCGUCGUCGUGGCCAUCAGCAGAUCGUCGACAUUUCCUCAUCGUUGCAGGCGACACUCUUGUUGCUGGAUCUGCCACUUUUCCGUCAGUAUUGCUGAACUUGUUGCGCUCUCAAAGCGUCUUCGCAUUUACUCUUUCUCCAACGCAAGUAACUUUUUCCACUGGAAGCGACGAGAUGAAAAGCGUGGCGUAUGGUACGGCACCAGCGAUUCCUACAGCACUACGCCAAGCUUUUGAGCAAAAGGAUAAUGCUCUUCCCUCGAGUCUGAACAUCCUCAACGAUCCAGCUAAACUUGCAUCUGCUGCGCAAGUAGUAGGAUUCUCCAGUGGCACAAACUCCCUCCCAGUCCUUCGCAUCACUCUGGAACCUUUUUCAACGCCAUCACAGGUUCAGACUGUCACGAUUGGUGUACCUGGCGGGGUCUUGCUUUCCAUCACAUUGAACGAACCUGGCCACGCUUGCUUUCCGCCAAUACAGACGACCCCUGUCGACUCGGUUCCGUUGAGUGGUUGGGCGGAUGCGUGGCAUCUCUCCAGCUUGAACGACAUCAAGCGUCUCUGGAAGACUGCGGGGCAACUGGCGAUACAUCAAGACACGUCGCUCCUGCGUAAAUCAACCAGCACAGUUUUGUCAGUCUACGACCCAACAUCAACGCAGAUCAACUUGGUGAGGACGUACCCGGGCUCCUUCUUUGCUGCUGGGUUGACCUUAAUCUCUCGUGGAUAUUGGAGAUCUUCCGACAGCAAGACGGCCUGCGAUAUCCAGCUCACUAUGAUCGGCACCAACAUGAGUCUGCAGUCUUCCAGCAGAGUUCCGUACGCCUCUCAUGUCGCCCCAGAUGAAUGGAACUAUGGAUACUUGCGGUCCAGUAUCUCUUGGGAACUGAGCAGCCUAAUCGUCGCUCUGAAAUGCAAUACGUCAUCUCCUGGAGUGGCAGUCGAAUGGGCGGCACUUGGGUUGCUUCCUGAUCCAGACUUUGCUUGUAUGUGUCCUCGUGGCUUCUAUCACGGCUCACUUUCUGACUCGAACGAUGAAGACGGAUCCUGUAUACGCUGCGCUGCGGGUUCAUUCUGCACUGCGGGGAUCAAGCGGCAGUGUCCGGACGGCACAUUUUCUUUCGGUAAAGCAGCAUCAUGCGAGACGUGUCGGGAUGGCUGGAUUUGCACCGACGGACUGGCACGACUCUGCGAUCCAGGAACGUACUCGACGCCUUCAUUCACCUGUGGAAUCUGCCCGAGAGGAUACGCGUGUCGGAAUGGGAAGAAGUCAGUGUGCCCAGUCGGCACGUUCUCGCUCAAACAGGCUAGCGAGUGUCAGAGCUGUCCUCCAGGCACUAUAUCUCGCUCGGAAGGGUACGUAUCAACGCAUAAUCAGUCAGUAGAAUGA